This is a messenger RNA of Myxocyprinus asiaticus (Chinese sucker), 1263 nucleotides long. RefSeq names its product agouti-signaling protein-like. The transcript has 4 exons. Lineage: Eukaryota; Metazoa; Chordata; Actinopteri; Cypriniformes; Catostomidae. The coding region runs from base 383 to 763 and encodes 126 amino acids. The record is from RefSeq and is a predicted model, not a curated record. Gene Ontology annotation, biological process: melanosome organization; hormone-mediated signaling pathway; positive regulation of melanin biosynthetic process. Gene Ontology annotation, cellular component: extracellular region. Gene Ontology annotation, molecular function: neuropeptide hormone activity; melanocortin receptor binding.
UCCAAAUACUUUUCUAGGCUAUGCUCUAAAUGCAUAUGUAGUCUUUGCUCUUUCUCUCUAUAUCCCUAUUUCUCCGCACUUCUCUCUCCCUCUUUUUCCUCUGACUGUGUAGGUCCGCCCCUACUUAAUUUUAGCAUUUCACCCCUUUUUGAAUUUCCUGACUACAAAAAGUCAGUCUGACAUUUCUCUCUCAGUCUCAGCAGGGGAGCAGGGAAAAUCUCAAGCCAGCUACACAAAGAGAAAACAGGGGGCCCCAUUACUCACCAGGACAGGUCAGUUCAUUACCAACACUGACUCCUGAAGAUUACCAUGGGUAGUUUCGGUUUUGAAUGCUCCAUGACAGAGGAUAUAAAGAAAGGUUGAAAAUGGGUAAAAUCAUAAUAUGAAUCCUUCAUUGUUGCUGUGUGGCUUGGUGCUCUGUUUAGCCUGCUGUGUCACAGUACACACACACAUGCUAAUGGAGGAACAACACAACUCCAACCAAACAUCCAUCAGCUUCCAUGCAUUAAACCAAACAGAUGCGCCUCCAGUCCUCAUAGUUGGCUUGUCAAAAACACCCAAGAAGAACAAGAAAUCGGAAAAGAAUCCAAAAAAGAACAAAUUCAGCACCCGGGUUAAGAGACCUCCACCGCCACCUAACUGUGUGCCUCUGUGUGGCAGCUGCAAGACGCCGAACGCGGUGUGCUGUGAGCCGUGCGCCUUCUGCCACUGCCGCCUGUUUAAGACCGUCUGUUACUGUCGCAUGGGUUACCCGAAAUGCUGAACACCCUGAGAGGAGCCAUCAGUCUCAUGAAGGAUAGUUUGGAGACCCCAAUCUUAAAGGCUUACUUUAAACCCCCCGUGGGAUUAUUCAUUCAUCAUACAAACGUCACCAUGGUCCGAUUAUUGGGAUAGCCUAUUUUACUGGCCAGAGAUUAUGACAGCUGGUCAGAAGCGAUUUGAGAUCAUGAUGAGCGACCUUGGUGAUAACAUAUAACCAUAUAAAUGUCUUAAACUGCUUUUAAAUGUUUUUUUUUAAGCAAUUUAAAAUAAGUAAAAAAUUUCUAACAGUUUUUUAAUUAAUCAGCAGUUAACACUGUCGACGGUUUUGAGAGACAAAAGUAACGUAAAUCAUGUCAGUGUAAAUAUUAAUGUUUGUUUGAACACUUUUCUGUGUUAUAAGCACUUUAUAAAGACAUGCUAACGCUGUCCUGUAACCUGUGUGAGCUGCUAAAAGAAAUUCUUAAAAGAGAGAGCAUCGUUAAGCUACCAUGGCGACCAGUU